CAUGCCGUUCUGGGCUGAUGUGGAGGUUCGGACUGUAGAUCCAAGCAGAGGGAAGGGGAUCUACCCCAAGACGGACCUGAAACGUCACACAACGUUCCUCUCGGAUCAGCCUCUCGCAUGCCUUCAAAAGAGAGCUCAGCAGUCAUCGCAUGUCGUUUGUGUCCGGUGCAACAAGUUCCUUGGUUCCCUCCAGCUUCACUUGCAUCUGCUUCAAGGCAACCUGACUUCGGCGGAUGUGAUGAAGACCGAGGAGUGCUCAGCCUAUGUGAAGCAGCCUUUGCUGCCGAGGGACCCACGGAGCGAUGGGGAAGAUGAACACACUGUCGGCCAUCUGACUCCCAUCGUGGUUGACGAGGUGUUUAGCAAGUACAGGAGCCUGACGCCCUUCGCCUUCUACUGCAGCGAUGAGUGCAGACAGGCAGGUACGCAACAAUACAGCAGGAAGACCCAUGGAUGCAGACCGAACACACUGUGGUUGCUUGUGUGUGUGGCUUCCAUCAGGCCAGCGCGCUUUGUCGGUGUUGCGUUAUCCAUCGUGUGUGCCUAUCUUCGAGUCCCUCGUCGGGCUCUCGCAUCGCGCAAACAACGUCUUCUUGACGAUGCUGGCCAUCCUUCUCAGCGCAGUCGUGUCGGAGCUCGAUGAUCAUGCUGCAUCGCCUCCCAACAAGCGACAGAAGACGGAACAAGGCCACCAGACAAGUGGAGGCAGUGAUCCGGACCAUGGCGGCAGCAGCAGCACCAGCACCAGCAAGGCGCUCAAUGUCCUGCGCCGGCUCGUGAGGAAGCCCAUCCAUGAGGUGCUGGACGUGCCGGAGGACUGCACGGCCGAGGAGUUGAGGAGGGAGUUGAAGGAGGAGAGCCAGCAAGCCAUUAGUCUGAUCCGCCAGCUACUCGUAUGCAGCGGCAGCAUGGCCACCUAUCCUUGGCUGGAGCAGGAGUUCCUUUCCGAGGAUGCGUUUGAUUUGUGGCUGGGGGCGUUGGGUCUGAACGUCAUUUCUGUCAAGGUCCCACACCCAAUCGUCUUCUUUCUGGAGGCCAUCAACGACAUGAAGGACGACGAUGGGGCGAAAAAGGAGCUCAUCGAGGUUCUCGCUCCGUCCCUGUGUCAGCUGAAUAGGGCCAAGAUGGCGAAAGAACAGCAGAAAGAGCGGCAAGAUGCAGAGGAAGGGGAGGGCGGCAAUGCAUCAGACGACGAUGAGAGCGGGGAGGCGUCGAGUGACAGCAGUGAGGGCAGUGAUGCAAGCGACGACGACAGAGAGGCUGACGUGCUCUUUUGGGACUGGUCUGGCUACAAUAGCAGCGGUGAUGAUACCGCUCUCUUGGGCUCGCUGUCGUCGGAGCUCUUCCCUUCGUUCAAGGGCUAUGCACUGUUCCCGGUGUUCAGCCUUUUGAAUCACAGCUGCGAGCCCAACAGCGAGAGCACAUAUGUCGAUAGGAACACGUAAGCACAUGUCAAUGCCGAGGUGGUAUAUGCCCCAUCCACGUGGGCUGGCGCUCUUGUGUGUGUCCCUGACUCGUCAGGAUAUCGGCGUUCACGACUCGUGAUGUGGCUGCCGGUGAAGAGCUGACCAUUAGCUACAUUGACAACACGAUGUAAGCACACGCACCAAGGUCGCGCCCGCAGGCGUCGAUUUGUGAGAGUGUGUGCGGAUGGAUGGAUGGCUGUAGGUCUCUGGCGGAUCGGAGGGAAGAACUGAGAGGCUAUGGAUUUGUGUGUACGUGCCCAAAGUGUGAGAGGGAGGCUGCCGGGGGUCUGCUGCAGAAAGAGACUUAGCUGUUGAGUCAACUGUCAAGAGCUAGACACGACUGCUGCUUGAUGCAUCCCCGUGUGUUAGUGUAAAAGUGGGAGAAAAGAAGAC
Messenger RNA from Vitrella brassicaformis, 1859 nucleotides. The record is from the annotation of a GenBank genome assembly. NCBI's taxonomy places the organism in Eukaryota, Vitrellaceae.